This is a messenger RNA of Vicugna pacos (alpaca), 966 nucleotides long. RefSeq names its product prostaglandin E synthase (gene PTGES). Gene Ontology annotation, cellular component: membrane. NCBI's taxonomy places the organism in Eukaryota, Metazoa, Chordata, Mammalia, Artiodactyla, Camelidae. Gene Ontology annotation, molecular function: prostaglandin-E synthase activity. The record is from RefSeq and is a predicted model, not a curated record. Gene Ontology annotation, biological process: prostaglandin biosynthetic process.
CUCCCUGCUUUCAGAGACAGCCACGCGCCAGAGCUCGCUGCCUCUGUUUUCCCGGAGCUGCGGCUGCUUCCACUGCUGAGAUGCCUCCCCCCAGCCUGGAGAUGGGGAGCGGCCAGGUGCUCCCAGCCUUCCUGCUCUGCAGCACUCUGCUGGUCAUCAAGAUGUAUGUGGUGGCCAUCAUCACUGGCCAAGUGAGGCUUCGGAAGAAGGCUUUUGCCAACCCCGAGGAUGCUCAGAGACACGGAGGCCUCCAGUAUUGCCGGAGCGACCCUGACGUGGAACGCUGCCUCAGAGCGCACCGGAACGACAUGGAGACCAUCUACCCCUUCCUGUUCCUCGGCCUCGUCUACUCCUUCCUGGGGCCCGACCCUUUCGUCGCCCGGAUGCACUUCCUCGUGGUCUUCCUGGGCCGCAUGGUGCACACCGUGGCCUACCUGGGCAAGCUGCGUGCACCUACCCGCUCCCUGGCCUACACCCUGGCUCAGCUCCCCUGUGCCUCCAUGGCCCUGCAGAUCGUCUGGGAAGCAGCCCGCCACCUGUGACCAGCCAUUGACACCUCGGCCGCCAGACCACUGGCCACAAGCCACCUCGGCCGCCAGACCACUGGCCACAAGACUGUUCCCAGGGCACUGGGCGCCCUUUCAAGGUGGUGAUAGGCCCCAGAGCCUGGUUACCUGGCAACCUGCUGAGCGUGAGAUCCUGGGCCCAGUGGGCCUGUGUGUGUUUGGAGGUGUGUGUGUGCACGUGUGCCCCUUGGAUUCCUUGGCAAAGUGGCCAGAUGGAACUGUUCAGAGAUCGGUUGUCAAGACUGAUAGAAAAUCCUUCCACUUAAAUAACAGAGCAUCAAAACCAUCACCCCUUCUCAUCCCUCAGAAUGGGAAAUGUGAGCGGACACUCGGUUCAGGUUUCUGAACCUAAUGACCCUCUGCAUCCAGGGCAGUAAUAAACGAGGACGUCUCAGAGCCA